AUGAAUGCCUCACGGAAACAUUUCCAGAAUAUCGAAUCUCCUCGUUCAAUUGGAUUUAACAAGUCUAGACUACUAUAUGUGCAUGAUCUCACUUCGUUAGUAUUUGGUUGUGGAGCAGGUAUCCUGCAAUUGGAAUCACAAAAAGGGUUUGGAAUGUUCAUUGCUAGCUACAUAUUCGUCUCGUUGCUGUUUGUGGUGUGGAUAUGCCAGUUGAAUCCUCAGAAGUACUUCCAAAAUCCAGUUAAGGACAUUUUCUUUAAUUCGCUGAUAAGGGAACUUGCAGGAUUUGUAAUGUCUUGGACAUUUACUUAUGCGUUGUUGGGAUGA
Messenger RNA from Eremothecium cymbalariae DBVPG#7215, 327 nucleotides. It is a transcript of the gene EMC6, whose product is annotated as Emc6p. The coding region runs from base 1 to 327 and encodes 108 amino acids. Gene Ontology annotation, biological process: protein folding in endoplasmic reticulum; autophagosome assembly. The transcript has a single exon. Gene Ontology annotation, cellular component: membrane; EMC complex; endoplasmic reticulum. The record is from RefSeq and is a predicted model, not a curated record. Lineage: Eukaryota; Fungi; Ascomycota; Saccharomycetes; Saccharomycetales; Saccharomycetaceae.